Messenger RNA from Lingula anatina, 968 nucleotides. RefSeq lists its product as uncharacterized. The record is from RefSeq and is a predicted model, not a curated record. NCBI's taxonomy places the organism in Eukaryota, Metazoa, Brachiopoda, Lingulata, Lingulida, Lingulidae.
UUCAAGAGCUGACAAGAUGAGGACUCUCCUGGUUCUGCUGUUGGUGGCACUGAUUGUCUGUGCCCAGGCAAAGAGCAAAGGUUCCAAAAAAAGCAAGCAUUCAAAGGGGACGCCAGGCAAGCUCACAAAGCCAAACCCCCCACAGAUAGAGGACCUCGAGAAACAACUGCAGAAAGAGAUGGAAAAGGCGCAGAAUCAAAUGAAGGCGGCGCUGCAGAACAAGCUGAACAAGGUGAAGGGCGAGAUGGGGCAACAAAUCCAACAGAUUCAGCGAGAGCUGGCAGCCAUGGUUAAGCAGGCAAAAGGAGGUCCAAGAGAGAAGAAGAACCUGUCCGAGGAAGUCAAGUCUUUAAUUCAGCGAUUGUGGCGAGAGAAGUCUCGGCUGGAACGACAGUGGAAUAAGGAAAAGAUGGCUUUGGCAAACACAUGGAGUAAGGAGAAGGAGAGUGAAGUUAGUGAGAUGACCAUCGGGAUAAACGGACUUGUUCAGCAAUGGAAACCGGAGCAAGUGAAACUGAUUUCUUCAUGGAAUAAAGCAAAAGCAAAUCUCAUACAGCAGUGGAUUAAACAACAGAUACUCAGUAAACCAUGUGGAAAAUCAUCUGACUGCGGCAGCGACCAAUGCUGCGUCUUUGAAUACACGCUGAAGGAAAAUCCUUUCUCUGCUAUUGGUCGUCUAGCACUGCAAGGAGCAGGAACUUGUCAGCCAUACAAAAAAGAUGGAGAAAAGUGCGAUGCGUUAGGCCCUUUGAUGGUCCAAAAUAAAUACAUCAACGACUGCCCUUGCUCGCCGUCCAUGAACUGCGCCUCGGACAACACCUAUUCUGAACAUGGCUACAUCCUUCCAAAGGAUCCCAAAUGUACCGAGAAAGAGGUCGGAAGUGGAGAUGAGAACUGAAUGUGCACGCGCGCUGCAAUGGGCGCAUUUAAUUGGCAUUUUCCUGUCGUUUCUUUUUGUAUAGACACUA